UCCCGUCCCGGGGCUCGGUGCCGAGCGGGGGCAGGUCAGAACCGGCCCGUUUGUGUGGAGUUUCUUCCCCCCUGAAACACCGAACAUCCCGGUGCCGGUAACGGCAAAGCAAGGAGGAAUUCGGCACCCGGGGAGGGAGAGCGGGGGAAUCUCCCGCUAUUUCGGGGUGCUCGGCCACCGCCUGCUCCGGUUUGGGGGUGACCGGGACCCUCCCUCCGUCACGGUUUGAGUGUGGUCAGGACACUCCCGCCAUCCUGUUUGGGGUGACUGGGACCUUCCUGCCAUCCCGCUUUGGGGUGGCUGAUAUCCGCGCGUGUUGCAGCUGGGGCAGGAGAUAAGCGGGAUCUCCAGCGGCUCCCUUGGGUGCUGUGACACCGGCGCUGCCCCGGGAGGGCGGGUGGCUCACGGGGCACUCACAAACGGGGACUCGGGUCCCCCCCAAGACACUCCCCCAGCAGCUGCUGCCCUGUCCCACCACUGUCACCACCACUGUCACCACCCCCGCGGGCUGUGGUGAGACCCCCAGGGCUCGGAGCACGGCUGGGCUGGAUCAGGGCCGGGAGGAGGCUGUGCUUAGGGUUCCCUUCACACUGCUGGGGUGCAGUGGAGGGAUGGAAAUUAUUCCACAGAGCGGGAACGCCACAGGGCAGUGAACUGGGUGACACUUUUCAUCCUGCCCCGCUAUUCCGGGUUGGGAGCUGCAUGUCCCCAGCUGCUGCCCCACUCCAGGGUGCUACUGGGGAGCUGAGGAAUGGGACAGCCAGCACUGGGGCAGCCAAGGGACACAAUGCCAGCUGUAAAUACUUGGGAGAUAAACACCGGGGAAGGGGAAGAACUGCUGAAACCAAAGGAUGGCAUUGGCAGAGGCCUGGGAACACCACAGCAGAGAGGAGGCUCUGCCACUGGGACAGUGGGGCCAGAAAGGGUGAUUUUGGGUCAGCUGGUGUCAGAAGGGUCUUCUCCUGCCUGGAUUUUCCUGGAUUGCUUUGCUGAAGGCGGGGCUAUGGAGGCAGCUGGGAUGAAGGGAAGGGGAGCACCUUUGGGUGGAUCAGUGCCAUUCCUCAGCAGCCACGCUCGAUCCUCCUCGGCAGGAAUCGGCAGAGCCCUGAGCACCGGCUACUGCCGCCUGUGCCACGGGAAGUUCUCCUCGCGGAGCCUGCGCAAUGCUUUCGGGAAGGUGCCCGUGCUGGGGGAGAACUCGGAGAAGCAGCGGCGCGUGGACCAGGUGUUCUUCGCCGACUUCCAGCGGCUGGUGGGCGUGGCGGUGCGGCAGGACCCCGCGCUGCCACAGUUCGUCUGCAAGAAAUGCCAUGCCCAGUUCUACAAGUGCCGCAGCGUCCUCCGGACCUUCAUCCAGAGGGUGAAUGCCUCGCCCACGGGCCACGCCAAGUCCAAAGGAAAGAGCAGCGAGGUCGAGGCGCAGCCGGGGAUGGAAGGAGGUGCCUCCUGCCUGGUUGACUUGAUCACGUCCAGCCCGCAGUGCCUGCACAGCCUGGUGACGUGGACGCACACGCACGCCGGGAGCUGCGACUCGGUGCCCGGGCUGCGGAGCGUGCUCUCCUCCGAGUACUGCGGCAUCAUCCGCGCCGUCUGGGGCUGCGGGGACGGCCACGACUACGUCAUGGACACGGACUCGGACUGCAGCUCCGUGCUGCUCGACAACGCCCUGUCCGUCAAACGGGAGUGGAGCAAGGGCACGGCGCAGCAGCGCUUGACUGACAACGGGGCCGGGGCGGACAAUGCCGAGGCUGUUCCUGCUCCCAAAGCCCAGCACGCUCCAGUAAGGACAGCUCCUUGCCAGCAGCCCGCCAACAAAGGGACCACGGCGGUGCCACUGAAUGUGGAGAACGAGCCGCCGCAGGACAGAGACCCGUCUCCCUCGCAGCUGGACAGCGCGGCCUCCGUCCGGGAGCAGGCCCUGCUGCAGCCCGUCUCCCCGCUGAGCACUGCCACAGGACAGUUGAGUGGGAAGCAGGUUCUGUCUGCAACGUCGGAUGAGCGGGUAAAAGACGAGUUCAGUGACCUUUCUGAGGGGGACUUCUUGAGCGAUGAUGAAAGCGAGAAGAGAAACGUGCAAUCUUCAGAUGACUCCUUCGAGCCUUACCCCGAGAAGAAGGUUUCUGGCAAGAAAAGUGACAAUAAAGAAGCAAAGAAGGUGGAAGAGCCCAAAAUAAGGAAGAAGCCAGGGCCUAAGCCAGGCUGGAAAAAAAAAAUCAAAUGUGAACGGGAGGAGCUGCCCACCAUCUACAAGUGUCCUUACCAGGGCUGCACCGCUGUCUACAGAGGGGCUGAUGGCAUGAAGAAACACAUCAAAGAGCACCACGAGGAGGUGCGGGAGAGGCCCUGCCCUCACCCUGGCUGCAACAAGGUGUUCAUGAUCGACCGGUACCUGCAGCGGCACGUCAAGCUCAUCCACACAGAGGUACGGAACUAUAUCUGUGAUGAGUGUGGGCAGACCUUCAAGCAACGCAAACACCUCUCGGUCCAUCAGAUGCGGCACUCGGGAGCGAAGCCCCUGCAGUGUGAGAUCUGUGGGUUCCAGUGCCGCCAGCGCGCCUCCCUCAAGUACCACAUGACCAAACACAAAGCAGAGGCGGAGCUGGAGUUCGCCUGCGACCAGUGCGGGAAGCGCUUCGAGAAGGCCCAUAACCUCAACGUCCACAUGUCCAUGGUGCACCCUCUGACCCAGACUCAGGACAAAGCCAAGCCGCUGGAGCCAGAGCCCAUCCUCCUCCUCACUACUUCAGGGACUGCGGAAGGCCAGGCGGUGAAGCCAGAAGUGACUGCACAGCCCGAGCCCACCUGAGGGGCCGGGGACGCGUGCCCAGCCCAGCCCCGUAGAAGCCGUACGGCAGUGGAGAUUUUUAAUCUACGUUUUAGUCUCCCAAAGAACUCCGUGGAAUUAGCUUCAGCUUGCUCAGAAAAGGCUUGUUCUCAUGCAGUGGUUUCCAUGCUCACGUCUGAUUCAGCAGUGUUGUACUAAGAGUGUCUAAUCCCAGGGGAGGGGACGUUGGCAGCACCCCUUCGUGUCCCCAGCCCCACGCACACGUUGUAGAAACCAAGUUGGCCACGACUGUUCCCUGCCUGCACAGAGGUGCCCUCGGGGGUUCAAGGGGGACAGAGGACAGUGGGACAACUUUCAGGAGACAUUUUGUUUUGGAAAAAGAAGAAAAAAAAAAAACAACAACAUAAUUAUGAUUCCCAAAGCAAGUCUAAACUGAAAAUUUGUAACCUACUUUUUAUUGUAACAAGAGCUUCAUGGUUAUGCUUGUAAUAAAUUAUUUACAAAGUAAUUUGAAAAAAA
Messenger RNA from Corvus hawaiiensis (hawaiian crow), 3304 nucleotides. It is a transcript of the gene ZNF276, whose product is annotated as zinc finger protein 276. Gene Ontology annotation, cellular component: chromosome; kinetochore; nucleus. The transcript is spliced from 10 exons. Gene Ontology annotation, biological process: regulation of transcription by RNA polymerase II. The coding region runs from base 752 to 2806 and encodes 684 amino acids. The record is from RefSeq and is a predicted model, not a curated record. Gene Ontology annotation, molecular function: zinc ion binding; chromatin insulator sequence binding. NCBI's taxonomy places the organism in Eukaryota, Metazoa, Chordata, Aves, Passeriformes, Corvidae.